CCGUAUGUUCUGAGGUUGUAUCAGCCAAUCACCUGUUUUCCGACGGCGGACCUUUUGGUCCAAUCAGUACAUGCGCCGUUGCCGAUCUUCCUGUCUAAACCGAUUUACUUGCGUCCACUAUGCCAACGUCACGGCCUGAUUCGCGUCAGUUGGCAUUUUUUUGAGAGGAAGGUAUCGCAGCAAUGGCGUCGGACGACACGGAGAAGAAGCUGGAGAUGUCGCUGGACGAGAUUGUGCAGGAGCGUAAGGCGGACGCAGCAGCGACUGCCAAUGCCAGCGCCACCGGCGGCAAGGCCAAGAGCACGUGGGUGGAGGAGUGACGUGGCUCUGUGGUGGGGUGGAGACUGAUGGGUGCUGCGCUGUUGGGCAGGAAACGCGCCGAGCGUAUCGCGCAGUCGAGUCCGUACCAGUCCCGACAUGUUCGUCACGGUACGACGACAGAGGAGGACGUACCGCGGAGGACGGAAAAUUGAGGGGGAAAGUUUUUGGGGUUGUGUAGGCGGCGAUGAGGACGUGGAGAUCGAGCAGACGUCGUCUGUGGGCUGCCGCGUGUACGUGGGCAACUUGUCCUGGAGCAUCAAGUGGCAGGACCUGAAGGACCAUAUGCAGGCAGCAGGGCCCGUGGAGCUUGCUACGGUGCUGGAGUGGAAUGGCCGCUCAAAGGGCUGCGGUAUCGUCACGUACGCGACGGAGGAGGCAGCUCAGAAUGCCAUUGCCACGCUCAAUGACACGGAGCUGGGCGGUCGUAAGAUCUUCGUUCGUGAAGACCGCGAGGCGCAGCCGACCUCGACUGCUAAGCCCAAGCGUGGCUUCCGCGUGUAUGUGGGCAAUCUGUCGUGGAACGUCAAGUGGCAGGAACUCAAGGACCACAUGAAGAAGGCGGGCACGGUGGUACAUGCCGACGUGCUGGAACUGGCUAAUGGUCGCUCGAAGGGCUGCGGUUUAGUGGAAUACGCCACCGAGGAGGAGGCCGCGAAGGCCAUUGCGGAGCUGAACAACACCGAGCUGGAAGGUCGUCUGAUCUUCGUCCGCGAGGACCGGGAACCUGAAGGUGGAAGCAUCUCGAAGUUCGCUAAGCGCGCCGCUGCUCCUCGUGGAAGCGGUGAAGGUCGCCAGCUUUACGUCGGCAACCUCCCGUGGGACACGAACUGGCAGCAGCUGAAGGACUUGUUCCGAACUGUGGGCGAUGUGGAGCGUGCCGACAUUGCGGAAUACCCCGACGGACGCUCGCGUGGCUUCGGUAUCAUUCGCUACACGAACGCUUCUGACGCUUGGCAAGCUAUCGAGCGCUUGAACGGUUUGGAAAUAGAAGGCCGACUGAUUGAGGUGCGCUUGGACAAGAGGGAGUAAAUCCUCGAGAACAGGCACUCAGCCGAGAGCUCACGAGGAGUAGGAACUGUGCAGAUUUUUGCGAAUGGGCUUGUUAGGAGAAAUGAUCUUCAAUAAUUGAACCUGGAAUCAAGCGGGUGAAUUACUCAAGAAAUGUUGGUGGUGGUCUGUUUAACCAAUGUGAACAAGCGCACAAGCGCACACGUGCCCUUGCAGAUUAUGAAGGGUUCAUAAAGCAUUCUCGACAGAUCAAUACAUUACAUUGGCGAUAUUUCACAUUUUCAAUUCUUCAACGUGGCGGUGAUGGCCGAUCGCAAUGUCUUGAUGAGAUUCUGGAUCUCCAGCAAGUUUGGAGUACUUGUAAUGUGUUCUUGACCUGACGUCAUCUUACCUAAACUGUUUGCAGCAUCGUCCAGUGGCUGGCACAAAUUGCUGAAACACGCACAUUAGUUACAAUACUGUCAGUCACAAGCAACAGAUUUUGCUCCUGCAUUAAGUUUGUUCUCACGCUAAGAUUUCCGCUGCAGCUGACUCCUGAGUAUCAUCUGUACGUGCCUCGCCAUUUGUUAGUAGUUAGCGCUCGAAUCGACUUAAAUACUUAGGAUUAAACGCACCCGAUGCCACAGUCGGUGGUCGUACACCUUCUUUCGUGUCACUGA
Molecule: messenger RNA, 1988 nt
Organism: Phytophthora nicotianae INRA-310
Lineage: Eukaryota; Oomycota; Peronosporomycetes; Peronosporales; Peronosporaceae
Exons: 5
Coding region: 418-1350 (310 amino acids)
Cellular component (GO): cytosol
Molecular function (GO): mRNA binding
Source: RefSeq, a predicted model, not a curated record